Molecule: messenger RNA, 2680 nt
Organism: Patiria miniata (bat star)
Lineage: Eukaryota; Metazoa; Echinodermata; Asteroidea; Valvatida; Asterinidae
Gene: scfd2
Product: sec1 family domain-containing protein 2-like
Biological process (GO): intracellular protein transport; vesicle-mediated transport
Source: RefSeq, a predicted model, not a curated record
UAUCAAUUAAACGUACGAAGAUUUUUUUACCCCACAGUAAUUGCUGCUUAAAAUAUUCUGCACUGUGGUGUGGUUAUUUGAAGGAAAUAGAGUCACCAAGUUCGUAGCGUGCCUAAGUGAUUUACUGCUGUACAAUUGCUUGAUAAUAUGCUUGUUGAUGAUGUGGAACGGGCUUCCAGAGAAGAGGUGGUAAACGCAAAGACAACAACCAGUUUAAAAGCAAAGAAAAUGGAUAUGGGGUUAAAAGGCUUAAACCUGUAAAUUACACCCAUCAAUCCUAAGUCAUUAAAGAAAUAUAAAGGUCCUCAUCAGAGCUCCCUAGUCUUGAAGGAACCAAGAGGCAUUACCAUGGCAACCUCAAGGAGCCUCAUAGCCAGCUGCCGGGUAGGCUGGGAGACGGUGUGCCAUCAUGUCAGCAAAGCUGUGGUAUUCGUUGAUAACCCAAUGGCAGAGUGCCUUCAUUGGUGCAUCGGAGGAGGGAUGCUUCUCCGUGCGGGAGCCGUCAAUAUUAAGGAGUUCUCAUCAUUUGAGAGCGCAACACCAGAGCAGAGAAAGGCAGUAUUUAUUGUGAGCGGUUUGUUGGCUGACACUGUGGAGGAGAUUAUCAAGGAUAUUGUGCAGGCCAGUGACUUCCAAUACUGCAUUGUCAUAACAGCUGUGCCUCAAUCGCUACAUAUACAUCUCCUCGGAGAGGGUCUAGGUGAUGGCUCAGCAGAGAGCGCCCUCUUUGGACAGUUUGAAAACAAGCUGCGGAAGUGGAUGGGUGGCCCAAUUGCUGAAGCACAAGUUCUCCACAUUCCACUUUUUGCUGCGCCACUCUGCCCCAGCCUGUUUGUUGUACCUGCCUACAGUACCAUGUUUCCCCUCUUGACCUCUGACCUGGUCAAAGUUCAAGACAACAGAGAGAAUAGGGGAGACAAGUCAUCAGAUAAAUUUGAUGAUAUUGAGCUUCAUAUGCUACCCAUAGCUCUCCAGACACAACUGAAGAUGCUAGUCUCCGGUAUCAGCAGUUUUUGCGAGCAGCUGAAAGUCAACGAGGACGUGUAUGCCAUUGGUCACACCAGCCGGCUGGUAGCCACAGAGCUAGCCGCACUGCCUUCAGCAAAGGCUAGAAGGAAGGCAGCUCAGCACAGAGCCUCCAUCCUCCUGAUAGACAGGGCGCUGGACCUAGCCGGUGCAGCCAGCCACCUCAGUCGAGAGACUCUAGCCGACCGAAUCCUGUCCCAUCUGGAUCGCCUGCCGGGGCACAACACAGACGUCACUGUCAAUAUGGCUGAUUUGUUCUCAUUAGGAGGAGAGCAGCCAGGUUCAUCACAGGUGAUAUAUCCGGGAUGUUUGUCUCAUCCGGCCGAUCCAACCUCGCAAUCACUCCUGAACACUCUGAUUACCACAAAACAGAAGGAGAGCGUAAUGGAUGUCAACAGGCAGCUAGUGGACAGCAUCUCCAAGGAAAAACUGCUGAAAAUCGGCGGGAAAAUAGGGCGUGUCGGUCCGGAAACCUUACAGACACAUCUACAACUCUUCAAGAACAAUCCAGAUGCACUCCGCAGGAACCUGGGCCUGCUGCAGGUUGCAUCCGCCUGUGUUGAGACCCUCACCCACCCAGGCCAGGCAGAGUGGGAGGGCAGCCUUAGUGCUGAGAAGCUCCUCCUACAAGGGAUGGGGGAUGAUGCAGGGGCACCAAGCCUGGACCAGAUACUCACCAUCCUGGAGAAAGGACAGACGGAGAAGAUGUCCCAUAGCCUGGACACCAUACUUCUCCUGCUGGUCUUUGCCUAUUCCCUAGCAGGAGAUGACGGUGUCAGCUUUGAUGCAGAUGAGAGGAGCUUGAAGAGCCUGCUAGUCCAGGCUAUCCUGGCCCAGAAGGCGCCCUCAGAAUUGAUUACACAAUUUGUCGGGGAGACACAUUCGGAAGACUCAGUCAGAGAAGCAGUCAAUAAACUCUUCAAUAAGCUGAGGUCAAUCGGCAAGUCCAGGGGUCAUCUGCAGCAAUUCAGGUCCAUUUUUGAUCACGGUAGCAUGGUGGCACCGGCUUCCUACAACCCCUUUGUCAAGCAAGUCCUGGAAGCGAUCUUCAGCCCCAACAAGCCUGAACUCCCAGAUGUUGAGUACAAGUCGACGGGGCUCAGGGACCUCAUCAAAACCGGCUUCAGAUUUUUUGUGAAUGUGAGCAAGCCGCGGCCCAGCGACCACCCUCUGUUGAUCGCCUUUGUCCUGGGCGGGGUUACUUGCUCAGAGGUCAGAACGAUCAAGGAGACCGUGGCUAGCCACUCCCCAAACAUGCAGGUGGUCAUUGGAAGCACCUGCAUUUUGAGACCAACAGACGUUCUGAGGUUUCUACUUUGUCAGGACAACCUACAUCCAACAUCAUGAUUGCUGACUAGAUGUGGAGGGCGGGGUUUGAUGCUGGUGGAGGGGGGGGGGGGCUUCAAAUAAAAUGUGUCGCUGCAUGGGAGUGCAAUGCAUAGUACAUGUACAUGUAUAUAGAAUGUUGCAAUCAGUUUAUGAGCUAUUUAAUCCUCCUGCUAUCUGAACAGUCACAGACAGUCAAAAAAAUCAAUCCUCUUCCCCUGCCAUGCCUUUUACAAGGGCUAGUCACUAACGGUUAGAUCAUAUUUCAAGCAAGCACUGUGACUAGUCAAAUUCAGCCAACUGGCAAAAGCAGCCAAGUGGUAGGCAC